Molecule: messenger RNA, 1971 nt
Organism: Oryza brachyantha (malo sina)
Lineage: Eukaryota; Viridiplantae; Streptophyta; Magnoliopsida; Poales; Poaceae
Product: la-related protein 6B-like
Exons: 10
Coding region: 197-1642 (481 amino acids)
Biological process (GO): RNA processing
Cellular component (GO): nucleus
Molecular function (GO): mRNA binding
Source: RefSeq, a predicted model, not a curated record
GACCUCGCCGGCGCCCCCGCGACCGUCGGGAAAUCCCCUGCUUCUCCGCCGCGGCGCCGGCGCACUUGUCUGUCUCUACCCUGCCUGCCACCGCUGCUACUGAUCACGCCUACUGCUGCUGCUGCUAGCCUGCUACUACCAACUGAACUUCUGCUAGUGCUUGCUGCUGCGGGGGCGCGGGAAGCGGAACCCUAGAAUGUCGCAGCAGGAGGCGGCGGAUCCGGCGGCGGGGGAGGAGCAGCCGGGGGAGCUUCCGCGGAGCGGCUCCUCUAGCCGGCUCAACGCGCGGGCGCCGGAGUUCGUGCCGCGGGCGGCGGCGGCGCCCCCGCCGCCGCCGCCGGUGAUCCGCGUGUUCGCCGCCGCGCCGCCCCCGCCCCCCGCGGCGUUCUUCGCCGCGGUGCCCCCUCCGCCCCCGCCGCCGUUCGAGUACUACCCGCCGGUCGGGGGCGGGUUCGGUGCGCCGGUGGAGCACGAGGCGGAGGCCGAGCAGGCGCCGCCGGCGCAGGGCCAGCAGCAGCCGGCGAGGGACGGGAUCUCCGACGACGUGGUGCACAAGAUCACGAAGCAGGUGGAGUAUUAUUUCAGUGAUAUAAAUCUAGCCACUACGGAACAUUUGAUGAGGUUCAUUACUAAGGAUCCGGAAGGAUAUGUUCCAAUAUCAGUUGUUGCUGGUUUCAAGAAGAUUAAAGCUUUGAUACAAGGUAACGCAAUGCUUGCAUCAGCUCUACGGACAUCAUCAAAGCUCGUUGUUAGUGAUGAUGGAACAAGGGUAAAACGUGAGCAGCAGUUUACAGAGUCAGAUUUAGAAGAGCUCCAGGCCCGAAUUGUUGUUGCAGAAAAUCUUCCAGAUGAUCAUUGCUACCAGAAUCUCAUGAAGCUUUUUUCAACUGUUGGCAGUGUCAAGACAAUUCGAACAUGCUACCCUCAGACCCCAAAUGGCACUGGUCCAGUUACUAAUAGAUCCGCCAAGCUAGAUAUGCUUUUCGCUAACAAGCUGCAUGCUUUUGUUGAGUAUGAUACUGUCGAGGAUGCUGAGAAAGCGAUUGUAGAACUUAACGAUGAGAGGAACUGGAGAAAUGGGCUAAGAGUUCGAUUGUUGAAUACUUGCAUGACAAAGGGAGGUAAAGGGAAAAAGGGCUGUCAUGAUGUUAGUGAUGGACAUGGUGUGGAGGAUGAUGUUUCCACUUCUAACCAAUCAAAUGAGAAACAUGGAGAAGAAGCACAACAACCAGAUGGACAGGGAGAGCAAUUGCCUGAUGAAAGCGCGGGGGAUAUGGGCCGAGGUCGUGGCAAAGGCCGUGGGCGUGGAGGUAGAGGCCGAGGGCACGGCUACCACUACCACAACAACAAUCAACAGCACUACCACAACCAUCAGCAGCAUAAUAAUCACCAAACCAGCAACAGCCGGAGUUCUUCUGCCCAUCCAGUCGGAACACCGCCAUCCAACCAUCCUGCCAAGAACGAGCAGCAGCAGCAGCAGCAGCAGCAGCAGCAGACGCAGACACAGCCACAGCCACCGGCAGGAGCUAGCAAGCAGCCUCCAGGGCCUCGCAUGCCUGACGGAACGCGCGGAUUCGCCAUGGGCAGAGGGAAGCCACAGACGUCGUCUUCUUCACCCAGCGCGUCCGCCAGUGAACCUUAAACCUCAAAACACGCCAUGAUCACGAGACGCAGCGCUUGCUGUAUGUGUGUUUGUCAUGUUGAUAGAGAGAUACCGGCGAGAGAGACUUGUUUUUUAUAAAGUCUGUCCUUGGGAUGCUGCUGCCUCUUCUGUUGUGUGUUUCUGUACACGUUUCUUGUUUUUGUGUGUGCCGUGUGUAACUACUUCUAAACCACAGGUUGCGCACACCGUUUGCGUGAUUCGUGUGGGUGUCACUUUGCAGCUCUGAUUUUGCCAUUUUUGCCACCCUGACUGUAAAAGCUGAUGCGAAAAAGAAUAGGGAAGGAGAACAUAGUAAGAUAUGUUGAUGA